AUGGAAAAGAGGAACAAUGUAACCGAAUUCAUCCUCCUGGGCCUUACCCAGAACCCUGAGGGGCAAAAGGUUCUGUUUGUCACAUUCUUGCUCAUCUACAUUGUGACAGUAAUGGGCAAUCUGCUCAUCAUGGUGACCAUCAUGGCCAGCCAGUCCCUGGGCUCUCCUAUGUACUUUUUUCUGGCUUAUUUGUCAUUUAUAGAUACUGUCUAUUCUACUACCAUUGCUCCCAAAAUGAUCAUUGACUUGCUCUAUGCAACAAAGACCAUUUCCUUCCAGGCUUGUAUGACUCAAGUUUUCAUAGACCAUUUAUUUGCUGGAGCUGAGGUCAUUCUUCUGGUGGUGAUGGCCUAUGACCGCUAUGUGGCCAUCUGUAAACCUCUUCACUAUUUGACCAUUAUGAACAGGCGGGCGUGUGUCCUUAUGCUGUUGGGGGCCUGGAUUGGGGGCUUUAUUCACUCAUUAAUUCAGUUCAUCUUCAUUUAUCAGCUCCCUUUCUGUGGUCCAAACAUCAUUGACAGCUUUGUUUGUGAUAUGUAUCCCUUGCUAAAACUAGCUUGUACCAAUACUUACCUCAUUGGACUCUGUAUGAUUGCUAAUGGAGGGGCAAUUUGCACUGUCACUUUCUUAAUUCUUCUAGUUUCCUAUGGGGUCAUUUUACAUUCCCUGAAGGCACACAGUCUGGAAGGGAAGCGCAAAGCUUUGUACACAUGUGCAUCCCACAUUACUGUGGUUGUUUUAUUCUUUGUUCCUUGCAUCUUCCUGUAUGCCAGGCCUACUUCCACAUUCCCCAUAGAUAAGUCUGUGACUGUGGUUUUAACUUUCAUAACUCCAAUGUUGAAUCCCUUAAUCUAUACCCUGAGAAAUUCAGAAAUGAAAAAUGCCAUUAGAAUGUUACUAAGAAAGUAUUCAAUCUUGGAUAAUAAGUGA
Molecule: messenger RNA, 930 nt
Organism: Mesocricetus auratus (golden hamster)
Lineage: Eukaryota; Metazoa; Chordata; Mammalia; Rodentia; Cricetidae
Product: olfactory receptor 4A15-like
Exons: 2
Coding region: 1-930 (309 amino acids)
Biological process (GO): G protein-coupled receptor signaling pathway
Cellular component (GO): membrane
Molecular function (GO): olfactory receptor activity; G protein-coupled receptor activity
Source: RefSeq, a predicted model, not a curated record